AUGCCUCCUCGACCUGAGGGCCGGUUCGUCCGCCUACCUCAUGGUGGCCUAGUUGAGAGGGACUUCCUUCCUGACGAUCCGCAAGGCCCCCUUGGCGGAAAUGGAUCUCAAAAUACGGGUAGCACUAGCCAGGAGGCGGCCCCUAGUGCACCGCCACAGUCGGCCGCGGCAUCUGAACCUCCUCCACCGCCGGCUAUGGACCGGGUAGACCAGAUGUUGCUCCUCAUGCAACAACAACAACAGAUGAUGGUCACUAAUAUGCAGCAACAACAGCAGAUGAUGACCACUAUGAUGGGGGCCAUGGCCCAGAACAUGGGAGUGCCGCCUCUCCACUGUACUGAAGCAGAGAGUGUGGAGCUUCUUUCCUACCUCUUCGAAAAAGAGGCAGACUUGUGGUGGGAAAGCGUUCUCCGCUCCAUCCCUGAGGGCCACAUAUGGACGUGGGAGGAGUUUGAGGCCCGUUUCAAUGUAAAGUAUCUCCCUCAAACUUACCAGCACGAGAGGGAGAAUGAGUUUCUCCGCCUUCAGCAAGGGGGGAUGAGCGUGACCCAAUACGAGAACCGUUUCACAGAACUCUCCCGCUAUGCUUCCGAAAUGAGUGCGAACGAAGCAAUAAAGAUGAGGUGGUUCACGGCAGGGCUGAGGAGCGGUAUUCGCUCCAAGAUAUGUUGCGUCAACAUCAGGACAUACUCCGAGCUUGUCGAGAUGUCCAUCAGGGCGGAGCAGGAUGAGGAGCGGGUCGCCCAAAAUCGUUCACAGUUAGGGCCACGAAACAGGGUGGAAGGACCGUCCUCCUCUUUUACAGGAAAAAGGGCGCGCCCUAGCUUACCAUCCCGACUGGCCGCCGCACCGGCCCUUUCUACGCGACCGGCCCAGACAUGUGCCUAUUGCAGAAGGACGGGACAUUUCGAGCCCUACUGUUUUACGAGGAUGAGAGACCUCGGGUUUACUCCGCCGCAACGCAACGUUAGGCCUCCACAGCCGGCCCUACAGAUUCCGCCCCUGCGGGCAGUGGGGCCAAAUCAACAAUUUCGGCGUCCACCACCGCCUCAAGUUAGACAGCCACAGCGGCCCAUACAACGGCCAAAUUUUUCGCAACAGGCUCGGGUGCAUGCCCUAGCGGUUGAGGGCCAAGACGCGGCUAUCCCCACUCCUACGGCCUUUGAGGUGACGGCCCACAUCCAAGGGGUAAAGAUCAUUGCGGCCGCCGGCACUUUUACAGAGGCGACGAAGAUAUGUUAUAGUUGCCCCAUCGACUUGGGAUGCAAGGUGGCUCACGUGGAUUUGAUGGUGACUAAAAUUUUCCACUACGACGUCAUCCUGGGCAUGGAUUGGUUGACAAUGAUGAAAGCAGAAAUUGAUUGCGAUGCGAAGACAGUGAAGAUAUUUGAGGACGACGGCUCUUCCCUCACGUUUCCGGUCCAGGUCAGCUACGAACGCAGGAUUUCGUGUUAUGCAUCAUUGGAGGACGGAUAUUCUGGACCCUCGAUAUCGGACACGCCCGUGGUCCAUGAUUUUUGGGAUGUAUUCAAAAACAUACCUGGACUACCACCUCGACGCGAGAUAGACUUCACGAUCGAGCUAGUCCCAGGAGCCAAGCCCGUCUCCUUGCCUACCUACCGCAUGCCUCCAUGUGAGAUGGAAGAAUUGCGUACUCAAAUCGACGACUUGCUAGAGUCGGGUUUCAUCAGACCCAGCGUGUCGCCAUGGGGAGCCCCGGUCCUAUUCGUAAGGAAGAAGGAUGGCUCUUUGCGGCUAUGCGUGGAUUACAGAAAGCUGAACCAAAUGACUGUUCGAAAUAAAUAUCUGUUGCCUAGAAUCGACGAUUUGUUCGACCAGUUGAGGGGUGCUCAAUACUUCUCCAAGAUCGAUCUAAAGUCCGGGUACCAUCAGUUGCGAGUUAGGGACGAGGAUAUUCAGAAAACGGCCUUCAAGACCUGCUUUGGCCAUUAUGAGUUCCUAGUUAUGCCAUUUGGACUCACCAACGCUCCAGCGGUCUUCAUGGACCUCAUGAACAGAAUCCUUAGGCCCUUCUUAUACCGAUUUGUUAUCGUGUUUAUCGAUGACAUAUUAAUCUAUUCAAAGAGCCGUGAAAAGCAUGGAGAGCAUUUAAGAGCAGUCUUCGAAACCCUGGAGAAAAAUUAA
Magnolia sinica is the source of this 2145-nucleotide messenger RNA. RefSeq lists its product as uncharacterized. Lineage: Eukaryota; Viridiplantae; Streptophyta; Magnoliopsida; Magnoliales; Magnoliaceae. The transcript has 3 exons. The record is from RefSeq and is a predicted model, not a curated record. Bases 1 to 2145 code for a protein of 714 amino acids.